Messenger RNA from Sclerotinia sclerotiorum 1980 UF-70, 96 nucleotides. RefSeq lists its product with no specific name. The transcript has 2 exons. Lineage: Eukaryota; Fungi; Ascomycota; Leotiomycetes; Helotiales; Sclerotiniaceae. Bases 1 to 96 code for a protein of 31 amino acids. The record is from RefSeq and is a predicted model, not a curated record.
AUGUAUGGUCACCCUUGGCCUAUUCGGGGGUUGAGCCGACUUUUGCUUUCCGUUGUUGCCGGUAUGCUCCAAGAAGUCACAUCCAGGAAUGCUUGA